This is a messenger RNA of Hymenoscyphus albidus, 1122 nucleotides long. The record is from the annotation of a GenBank genome assembly. NCBI's taxonomy places the organism in Eukaryota, Fungi, Ascomycota, Leotiomycetes, Helotiales, Helotiaceae.
AUGGCGGGAAUAACAUUCGGCGAGUUUCUGUCUGAUCAACGUAUGAGUCUACCUCUUGUCGUAACAAUACAGACUUGUUCUGGUGCCACGUACAUUGUCACCGGAGCCGAUAAAGGGCUGGGAUUUGAAGCCGCAAAACACUUGGUGGAAGUAAGCAGCAAAAGUCAUCCUCGCAGUUCGCAACACCCAAGCUGGGAACGCUGCAAUGGCAGAUAUCGAAGCAGCAACACAUACCAAGAACGUCGUAGAGGUUUGGGAACUCGACUUGAGUAGUUAUGCCUCAGUGAAGGCAUUUGCAAACAAAGCAAUUACCGAAUUGGACCGCAUCGACGCUUUAAUUGAGAAUGCAGGUAUUGCAGGGAGUGAUUGGAUUUUGAGCGAAGGACACGAGGCUUGUAUCACGGUCAACGUGAUUUCUACGGUACUUCUGGCAGUUCUGCUCCUCCCGAAGAUGUCGGCAGUUGCGAAACGUUUUAGUUUCAUACCUCAUAUUAGUGUUGUCACCAGCGGGGCCGGUUUCUUCACGGCGGAUAGCCCAGAAUGGAGAAAGGUUGAAAGUGAUCCCUUCGAAAAAUUGAAGGACGAAAAGUUGGCAGAUAUGAGUAAAAGGUGCGUGGAAAAGAUGCAAUCACUGAGUUUUGAACACAAAUAAUUUCUGAUAAAAUAGAUAUCCGCUCUCCAAAAUUAUCCAAGUCUUUGCCAUCCGCCAGUUAGCGAUUCUGGCUGACUACAAUCGAACUGGUGUAGUUGUCAACCUCGUCGGCCCUGGGUUUUGUAAGACAGAACUCAGCGUAAAUUCGCCGUUUGUCCUGCGGAUGAGUAUCAAGCUCGGAAACAUGCUCAUCGGAAGAACUGCCGAGAUGGGAAGUCGGACUCUUCUACACGGGGCAAUUGCUGGAAAAGAGAGCCAUGGCCGUUAUCUUGGCAAUUGUGAAGUCAGAGAGUAAGUCUCAACCCAAACCCCAAAAACGGAUCUGAAUUGUGCUGACACCUAUUUGUAGAGACAGCGUGCCAGCAUGGAUGACAAAUGCAGAUGGAAGAGGGUCGCAAAAGCGUGUCUGGGAAGAUCUCGCUAAAGAGAUGGAUUCCAUAGAGCCUGACUGUGUGUCCAAAAUAUCAUGA